AUGCGGAUUAGCCUACAACCUCGCAGGAGACCACACGGUAAGUAAACUCCAGAUAAGCUGAAUUUUGCCUUGCUGUCUUUGCCUGCGCACCAUCUCCAUUUCAACAACGAACUAGCUCAACGGCUAGUUAGGCUCCCAGUCGCCGCCGUAGCUGUCAACGGGAACGCUUCUGUGGAGAACCGAUGGUGUCGACUGAGGGACACAGUCCAGUCGACCACCCGGCAUGUGCUCGGUCGCGCAUGUCAACAACAUCAGGAUUGGUUCGAUGACAACGACGCCACCAUCAGCAACCUGUUCACCGAGGAGUGCCGACUUCACAAAGCCUAAGUGAGCCACCCCACUGAAGAAAAUAAGGCAACUUUCUACCGUAGUCGCCGAUUUUCGCAACGGCGACUGUGGGCGAAGCAGGACACUUGGGCAGCUUGCAAGGCCGAGGAGAUCCAAGGGUACGUGGGCCGCACAUAUGGGAAGAACUUCUUCUCUACGACCAAGUCUAUCUACAGUUCCGCAGCCAAAGACACCGCUCAUCUUUUCUGCGCAGGCGACAGCACCCCACUCACCGAGAAGACAUUAAUUCUACGGCGAUGUGCCGAGCACCUCAAAGGCGUCCUCAACCGCCCCUUCACCAUCUCCGACGCUGUUAUCGCCAGUCUGCCUCAAGUGGAGACCAAUGCCGACCUCGCCCUCCCGCCCUUUCCCCACGAAACUAUCAAGGCCGCACAGCAGUUCUUCAGCGAGAAAGAACACGAGUCCUUCUGA
Messenger RNA from Spirometra erinaceieuropaei, 759 nucleotides. The record is from the annotation of a GenBank genome assembly. Lineage: Eukaryota; Metazoa; Platyhelminthes; Cestoda; Diphyllobothriidea; Diphyllobothriidae.